Molecule: messenger RNA, 1121 nt
Organism: Cuscuta campestris
Lineage: Eukaryota; Viridiplantae; Streptophyta; Magnoliopsida; Solanales; Convolvulaceae
Source: the annotation of a GenBank genome assembly
CGGACGAGCUCAAAAAUCAGAGGUUUCAUUCGUAGAAAAUGGCUACUAUCUGAUCAGUGGCGAGCUAUAGAGAGCAGCCGCAAGCCCACACCGAUGCAUGCCUUUAGACUACUACGAUCGAUUCCAACCAGGCCUCUUUACUCGACGUCCCGAGCUCCAUAUGAUGGAAAAUUUGGAGGCUUAAUCGAUACAUGGACGAAAAGGGUAAAACCUCAAGUGUACAAUUCGCUCUCAAUGUUCAGUAACCGAUUUGGUGUUCGGUCAUGUCAUUGGCAGUUCUCGAAAUUGAAGAAUCGAGGAGAUACUUUUACUUUGUACAAUGCUGUUGGGUUGUCAGCAUUGCUCGGAUCACUUAACUCAUGGCGACAUGAUGCCUAUGCUAUGGACGAAGAAUUUGGUGCUUUGUUGGAUGAUGGUUAUAAGUUGGGCUUAUUGGAAAAUCCCAAAACUAAGAAAGACCACCGGGUUUUCUUGGUCCUACUAAAGAAAUUGGUUGUUCCAAUUUUCCUAGUGGUAACUAUUUUCCUGAACUGGGGUCAUCCUCUGAUAAUUGUUGCAAAAGUCACUCUUACUCUUUACGUGACAAAGCCGAGCCCACUCUCAAUUUAUUUCUUCGUCGAAGAGUCCCUGCAUGCCAAUAAAGUUGAGGUUGAAGAUUAUGGAAUCUUCUGUUUGGCUGACGUGGAAUUGAAAGAUCAGAAGUUAACUGUUUUUGGAUUUCUUGGAAGCUGGUGGGUUUUGCAUGUAUCUUCACCUGAAGAGGGUUUUUCUGCGCUCAAGUCCAGAUUUAGGAACAUUAUGAGUUGAGGAAAAGAUUGCAGUCCGGGGAGCCUGUUUCAGCAGUAUGCCUUUCAUUAACUUGAUGAAAAGUUUCUGUUUUAGCCAUGUUCAGCACUAUGUCUUUCAUUAACUUUGCUUCAAUAUGUACCACUCUGAAUUUUGUUAUUGCUCAAAAUAUGGUGGUUUAGUUGACAUUAAAUUUCAAUGUCAUGCAAUGACAUCGGGUGCCAACAAUGCUCUUUUGGACUCGAAAGUGGUUCCCCUCCCCUAAUUCCCAUGCAUCCCACCAUUGUCCCCGAAAUAUUGUAGGAUUUGUAGCAUUUCGGCAAAAAUGGGGUUUG